CUGACCGUGAGGGCCAAAAUAACGCUGCUCCUUCAGCUGAACACAUGAAACUUGUUCCCUUCUUUUCUUUGCGUGUACAUUGUGCUCUUCUUAUCGAAUUCUAAUGUCCAAGUCGCAGGAUUAUCCAGAUUCCUUCGAGCUGAUGGAAGGAGUCACUAUGACUUUCGAGCCUCAAGUCCGCAUUGUCAAGAUUAGAGGUGCCCCAGACGAUGACAUCUUCCGGGUCCCAUCCCACUGGCACGAAGAUCACGAUGAGAUAAUGACUAUUUACGAAGGAAGACUUAAGAUUACUCUUGGAGGUCAAACAAAGGUGUACACGCCAGAGAGUGGCGAGGUUUUCAUACCAAGAGGUGUUCCUCAUUCAAUAGAGAGCUUUACAGCGUAUUCAAAAAACCUUGUAGGACUAACAGAUGCUGAUGCCUCUGGAGAGUCUGACCGUGCCGGGAGGAGCUCCAUCGACAUUGUGAUCUUGAGUGGACUUAUUACCCUUUGUUACCUCCACCCUCUUCCACCACGGAAGAUCGUUGUCGAAAGGCUCCUCGCCAUCUUCACUUCUGCUGUAACAGCCGUUGACUUCGAGAUUGGUGUCCGCUACGUAGACUGCCAAGGGCCAUGGGUGGGAAGUCGACUUACUCCAAAAAGUCCCUUUCUAGACGUCGCCACUGCGGCGGGGGCUCGAGAUUAUCCAAGGCCAAGGAUGCGACCUUUCAGCCAUCGAUACUGUAUCUAUUUCAUCAAACCCAUGCCUGCCAUCUGCACUGUCUUUCUAUAUAUGAUCAGCGAAUCCGAACCUCACACGUUGCAUAAUGAGUUGGGAUGGCCCGAGAAAUUCGAGGUACGCGACCAAUUGCUCCUUGAACGGGUGGAGGUGGAAGAGGCCAAGGGAUUAGAUCGAUUAGAGCAGAACCUAGCAGAACGGACCUUGUAA
This is a messenger RNA of Lentinula edodes (shiitake mushroom), 928 nucleotides long. RefSeq lists its product as uncharacterized. The transcript has 5 exons. NCBI's taxonomy places the organism in Eukaryota, Fungi, Basidiomycota, Agaricomycetes, Agaricales, Omphalotaceae. The record is from RefSeq and is a predicted model, not a curated record. The coding region runs from base 104 to 928 and encodes 274 amino acids.